AUGUCUUUACACACGGAUUCGUUACUUAGAUUACCUCAACAUUUUCUGGAUUCUUUCUUUUCUUCUUUCUUUCAUCGUUCUUUCUUUCUUCAUAUAAAUAUAUUAUUUCUGCCGCCUCUGUUUUAUAGGCCCUUUCUUUCUUUUUUUUUCUUUUUUCUCUUUUCAUGCACAUAUUUUAUGUCUGUUGAUUUUUAUAACUUUCUUUUUUUCUUCUUCCUUUCUUUUACCUUCUGUCUUUUUUUUAUCUCUUUGUUUCUUCAUAUAUAUUUUUAUUUCGGUUGCCUGUUUUCUAUGUCUCUCCUUCCUUGCUUCCUUCCUUCCCUCUCUUUUCAUGCGUAUAUUUUACUUCUGUUGCCAUUUAUACCUUUCUUUUUCUUUCUCUCUCUUUUUCUUUCUCUCUCUUUUUCUUUCUCUCUCUUUUUCUUUCUCUCUCUUUUUCUUUCUUUCGCUUUCUUUUUUCUCUCUUUUCUUUCUUUCUUUCUUUCUUUCUCUCUUUUCUUUCUUUCUCUCUCUCUUCUUUCUUUCUUUCUCCAUUCUUUCUUUCUUUCUCUCUCUUUUCUUUCUUUCUCUCUAUAUUUUCUUUCUUUCUUUCUCUCUUCUUUCUUUCUUUCUUUCUCUAUCUUUUCUUUCUUUCUCUCUCUCUCUUUCUUUCUUUCUUUCUUUCUCUAUCUUUUCUUUCUUUCUCUAUCUUUUCUUUCUUUCUCUCUCUCUGUUCUUUCUUUCUCUCUCUCUCUUUUCUUUCUUUCUUUCUCUCUCUCUUUUCUUUCUCUUUUCAUGCGCAUAUUUUACUUCUUUUUCUCUUCUUUCGUUUUUCCUUUCUCCUAUUUUCUUUUUUUUUUCUUUCUGCUUAAAAGCUUUUUUUUCCAGACCUAUUUUUCUUUUUAUCUUUUUCGUCUUCCCUCCUUUCUUUCUUUCUUUCUUUCUUUCUAUAAUGCGACAAAUCUUCGUCUUUCACCCCAUACUAUAACUUCUUAA
Molecule: messenger RNA, 975 nt
Organism: Acanthosepion pharaonis
Lineage: Eukaryota; Metazoa; Mollusca; Cephalopoda; Sepiida; Sepiidae
Source: the annotation of a GenBank genome assembly